AUGCUAUCGAAGAAGUUCAAGGAAAUAGCUGAUGACCCUUACAUCUACCAACACAUCAAUAUUAUAGACUUUGAGACCGUCAACCCGCUUAGAUCAUGGUGCACAUCUAACAAAUUCUCAAACUUCAUCAAUCGUUGCAUCCAGUGCCGCAACCCUGAGGCCCUCUACAUGGUGGGGAUACGAUACUUCUUCCGAGACAAUAAGGAAGAAGCCAGAAUUCAGCGGCUUAAGAGUGCAAUUUCGAAGGGCCAUCAAGUAACAAUGUACGUGUACGGUGUAAUCUUGGUGUGCCAUGGGUGGGAUUCCAAGCAUGAAGGGCUCAAACUUCUCUAUUCUCUUAAUUGUUCACAACUCGGGAUAGUUGAGUGUAAUGGAAUGCCGAGAGAAGUUUCGGCAGUGUUUGUCGGGUUUUUAGGUGCAUAG
This is a messenger RNA of Pyrus x bretschneideri (Chinese white pear), 423 nucleotides long. RefSeq names its product putative F-box protein At1g67623. NCBI's taxonomy places the organism in Eukaryota, Viridiplantae, Streptophyta, Magnoliopsida, Rosales, Rosaceae. Bases 1 to 423 code for a protein of 140 amino acids. The record is from RefSeq and is a predicted model, not a curated record. The transcript has a single exon.